GUGCCCGCCGGUAACACCGAGCGGUGAGAGGGCAAAGAGCGAUGGUUCAAAGGUAGGAGCACGCCGGGUUCUGGAGCCUUUCCACCGGUUCCUCCUUGUCUCCACCGGGCUGUGGGAGGCUUUCCCAGCCCCAGGGCUUGGAGACAACAGCUGGAAAAGGCAAAGCUUUGUGCUUUAGUGCUGGGGCUGGCAAGACAGAGCGUGGCGUGGGACGGUGCUGGGGGGACAGUGCCAGGAGUGGGAGGCAGAUGCAGGGAGUGCUGGUCCCCUGGGAGCUGCCAGGAGUGGGAGGGUUUUGGGGUAACCACAGGGGAAUGUGCUGCACCCCUCCUCCCGCAGGUUCCCUGGUGUGAUGGGGCCCUUCGUACAGUGGUUGAGCUUUUUUUGGUUUCCCCAGUGCUGCUUCCUCUGUGCUAAUCUGCUUCCUCCCCGCUUCAGGGGUGGUAGAGGCGGAGGUGGGGGGGGAAAUCGCCCCACUCUGGUGGCAAAAAACAGGCUGGUGGGAUGGGUCCAAUCCUGCUCCCUCCUGCCCCAGGUCUUGCUGGCUUUUUGGGGCAGCUGAGGUUUGUCCCUGCAGCCAGGACCCCCUUCCCUGUCCCUCCCCCAACAAGGCCAAGGGCGAAGAGGAAGGAAGUCGUAUCUUUGCUUCAAAACACUGCUCUCUGCUCUCAGCUACUGCAGGUACACACACAGAGGAAGCCACUUGCUGCCACCACAGCCCUCCCCGUCCCCUCCCCUGACGUCACCGCGGCAGGGUGACACUGUGGCUCACUGGGUGCAGCACCCAGGGAAGUCUCCGCCAGCUGCUGCGGGAAAGGGCCCUGAUUCCGGUAGCACCAUCACCCAACCACACCUCAGGCUGGGAAACCUCGUGCCCGGACACCAGGCUGCUGGGUGAAGCAGGAUGAGUGUGCCGGCUGACGAGCCGGGCAACCCGGCCCAUGCCAUCUUCGAGAGGUUCCUGCGUGCCGGGGAGUGCCGGGAGGUGCUGAGCUGCUUCGGGGAGCUGUGCCAGCACCUGGGGCUGCAGGGCAGAGGCCUCCAGCUCUACCACGGCCUCAAGGCUGCCCUCAACUACUGGAGUGCCAAGGCCCUGUGGAGCAAGCUGGAUAAGAAAGCUGGGCACAAGGACUACGACCAGGGCACAGCUUGUGCCAGCACCAAGUGCCUGGUGGUGGGGGCCGGCCCCUGCGGGCUGCGGGCGGCCAUCGAGCUGGUGCUGCUGGGCGCCCGCGUGGUGCUGGUGGAGAAGAGGGACUCCUUCUCCCGCAACAACGUCCUGCACCUCUGGCCCUUCACCAUCCACGACCUGCGGGCGCUGGGUGCCAAGAAAUUUUAUGGGCGCUUCUGCACUGGCACACUGGACCACAUCAGUAUCCGGCAGCUCCAGCUGAUCCUGCUGAAGGUGGCUCUGCUGCUGGGGGUGGAGGUGCACAUCAACGUGCAGUUCAAGGGCCUCGUCCCCCCUGCGGGCAAGGCGGGUGGACACGGCGGCUGGCGGGCUGUGCUGCAGCCCAGCUCCUCUCCCCUCAGCCACUACGAGUUUGACGUCCUCAUCUCAGCCGGCGGCGGCAAAUUUGUCCCCGAAGGGUUCAAGCGGAAGGAGACGCGGGGGAAGUUGGCCAUCGGCAUCACCACCAACUUCAUCAACCACCACAGCCGGGCUGAGGUGGAGGUGGCUGAGAUCAGUGGCGUGGCCCGAAUUUACAACCAGAAGUUCUUCCAAAACCUCUACAACAAAACGGGCAUCGACCUGGAAAACAUCGUCUACUACAAGGACGACACUCACUAUUUUGUCAUGACGGCCAAGAAGCAGAGCCUGCUCAAGAAGGGGGUCAUCCUCCAGGACAAAGCGGACAUCGAGAGCCUCCUGUCCCCGGAGAACGUGAACCGCAGUGCUCUCCUCAGCUAUGCCAAAGAAGCCGCCAACUUCUCCACCAACUACCGCCUGCCCCAACUGGAAUUCGCCCUCAACCACCGGAACCUGCCGGACGUCGACAUGUUUGACUUCACCUGCAUGACACGCUCGGAGAACGCGGCGCUGGUGCGGGAGCACAACGGGGCCCGUCUGCUCCUCGGGCUGGUGGGAGACUGCUUGGUGGAGCCUUUCUGGCCACUGGGCACCGGCGUGGCCAGGGGCUUCCUCGCCGCCUUUGACGCAGCGUGGAUGGUGCGGCGGUGGGCGGCCGGGACCCCCCCGCUGGAGGUGCUGGCCGAGAGGGAGAGCAUCUACCAGCACCUCUCGCAGACCUCCCCGGACAACACCAACAAGAAUAUCAGCCAGUACAGCAUCGACCCAGCCACGCGCUACCCCAACAUCAACCUGCAGGCCAUCAAAGCCAGCCAGGUCCGGGACCUCUAUCUCAUGGGCACGGUGGAGAUGGACCACAAGAGGAAGAGCGACAACCGCCUCAGCACCGCGGUGUCUGGAGAUGCCUACGAGGAGCUGCUGAGCUGGUGCCAGGCCAGCACAGCCGGGUACCGUGGCGUGGCAGUCACCGACUUCACCUCCUCCUGGACCAGCGGCCUGGCCCUCUGCGCCCUCAUCCACCGCUUUCGCCCCGACCUGGUGGACUUUGAUUCUGUAGACCCCCAGGACCCCAUCCAGACCCACCAGAUGAUGCUGGACACGGCGGAGCAGGAGCUGGGCAUCCAGCCCGUCCUCUCCAGUGCCGAGAUGGCCACCAUGGCAGAGCCCGACCGCCUGGGGCUCAUCACCUACCUCAGCCAAUUUUAUGAAGCUUUCAAAACCUCUCCAGAGGCAGAGGAGGUCAGCAAGAAGCCCCUGUCUCCCCGCGGCACGCGAGGGGCCAUCCUCUUCCUCAGCAAGCUGCAGAAAAGCCGGAACAUGACACACAAGCGUGCCCAGGUGAGGGAACCCCCACCCACACCCUGGUGACACCCCAACCGAACCCCCUGGGCUGCCCACAAAGCCCCGGGGCAGGGUGGGUACCAGCAGCACCCCGGUGCCACCCCAGCCUAUCCUCUCUCCCCUCCCCGGUAGCCGCCGGCCCGCGGGGAGAGCAGUGACGCCUGCUACUUCUGCGGCCGCCGCGUCUACAUCCUGGAGCGAGCCAGCGCCGAGGGACGCUUCUUCCACCGCGGGUGCUUCCAGUGCUGGCAGUGUGGGGCCACCCUGCGCCUGGGCGACUACGCCUUCGACGAGGAGGACGGUCAUUUUUACUGUUCGCUUCACUACCCCAAUCCACCCAGCAUGGAUCUGCCCCAGGACGAGCCCCCGGCGCUGCCUGAUGGGGAUGCCGCUGCCACCCGCCCGCCCUUGGAUGCUGGGAGCCUGUGUGUGGCCCCCAAGGAGGGGGCAUUCAGUCCCCUGCACCCCCCGGCAGCAGCCCCACAGCCGGGGGGAGAGCCUGUGGCAGCAGAGGAUGAUGCGGAUGCUGGAGACACAGAGGAGCAGGAGCUGCUGGCAGAGCCUGAGGAGGAUAUGAGCGAGGAAGAGGAUGUCAGAGCAGAGCCCCAAGCGCUAGCAGAGGAGGGUGAGGAGAGUGGGGGCAGGAGGAAGAUUGUCCUCACGCCACUGGAGAAGCUCAAGCUGUCCACGCUGAACCUCACCGCUGAAGGAGAGCCCGAGCCGCCGCCGAAGCCGGCUCGUCGGUGGCUCCAAGCAGCACCUGAGGUUCUCCCUGCCCAGUGGCAGGGACAAAACGCCUGGGAGGAGGAGGAGGAGGAAGUGGCUGUAGAGGAAGCUCUGGAGGAGAGUGACAGUGAGAAAGAGGAGGAGGAGGAGGAGGAAGGCACAGACCUUGGCAUGAUGGCAGAGUUGCACUUGGAUCUGGAGGAAGAGGAGAAAUACCCCACCUGGAAGCGCACACUGGCCCGCCGGGCCAGGGAAGCCCAGAUGAAGCGGUUCUGCAAAGCCCAGGCCAUCCAGAGGCGGCUGGAGGAGAUCGAGGUGACAUUCCGGGAGCUGGAGCAGCAGGGCAUCAAACUGGAGAAGUUACUCCGGGAUGAGGAUGGCACCCCAGCUGACAAGAAGACACAGUGGAUGAACCAGCUGCUGUACCUGGUCCAGAAGAAGAACAGCCUGAUGUCCGAGGAGUCAGACCUCAUGAUCGUGGUGCAGGAGCUGAAGCUGCAGGAGCAGCAGUGGCAGCUUGACCAGAAGCUCCGGUCCUACAUGAACAGGGAGGAAUCCCUGAAGACACCCGAGGAUCACGCAGCCGAGCAGGAGAUCCUGGAGCAGCUGGUGGAGGUGGUGAACAAGCGCAACGUCCUCAUCCACAUGCAGGAGGAGAAGCGGCUCAGCGAGCUGCGGGCCUGAUCCGUGCAGCCCCAGGACCCACCGGCUCCUCCCUGGGGGGACAAGCAGUGUGUCCACCCCCCCGCCCCAAGCCGAGCAUCACCCUGAGCUGCCUCUGAAGGUGGUGAUGCCUGAGCUGCCCGCAGGUGCAGGCAGCUGCCGCGGCGAAGCCAGCUCCCUGCUUGCCAAAGCCUGCCGUGGGGAGACACCAAGGAGCACCCCGACUUUGGGGGAUGGAGAGGGCACCCCCGCGCUUGGCUGGAUUGCCUUUGCCUUGUGCUUGCUUGAAAAUGAGAUUUGCAGGGGGCUACGAAACACGGGGACUGCGGUGGCUCGGCCCAGGGUUUGCCACAGGAGGAAGAAGCCCCACGGGGAAGUGGGGUCUCGCCCGGUGCAGGUCCCACAGCCGGCACCGCUUCGAGGGGGCUUGGCUGGGGCAUCGAAAGCGUUUUGUCUGGCAAAGCCCCUUGUGCUUGGUUGCAGCACUGGCUGACUCAGAACAGGAGGGGAAAGGUGCCUCAUCUACCUGUCCAGCCCCGGGCCCUGGGCCCUGAUGGAUUUUGCUCCUGGUAGCAGGGAUGUGACUGGCCACCACAGGCAGGUCACAGUGGAGAUGCCAAAUGUGGAGGGGCAGUGGCAGGAGCAGCCCCUGGAAGUCACUCCAGGAUGUUCUUCCCAGCCUGGGACAUCCAUCUCAGCCUGGCACUUCCAUUUCUUCCCAGGACAUCCAUCCCCGCUGGGGACAUCUGGCUCUAGGAGUGGGGUCAGCAACAGCCAGACGGGGCUGAUCCCACUGCUCUGCAUCGCUGCUUUUGGGUGCCACGGCCACGCUGUCCCUGGCUACUGCAGGAAACCAGGGUCCAAAACGCCCCUGUGAGGCCCCAGGACUGGGGAAGGGGCUUUUUGUCCAGCAGCUCCCCAGGGGGAUUGUGCCCUGGCACUGCGUGACACCAGGGACAAGGGACGCCAGCGGCCGUGUCCUCCUUGCCCCUUUGGGCUUUCUCCUGCUUGGCAAUGCCAUGACCUUUGCACAGACCUCUCAGACCUUCCUGGAGGCCCCAGUUGUUGUGGGGUGGCCUCGACGGCCAAAUGGUGCUUACAGCAGCCCCAGCCAUGGCGGGCAGGGGGGUCCUGGGCACAGGCUCCUCCGUUAGCGAUACCCCCGCCACGUUCAGCCCUCGUCCUGCCCUCCCCAAAUCCUCCAGCCCGCCUUGUUUGUACCAGCCCUACCAUGCUGCUGCAACCCCCCCCUCCCUUUGAAUAAAGCCUCCCCGACCCGGCACCAAGGGAUAAAAUACUGCUUUUAUUUUCUAUCCAAGUUAAAUCUGGUUGCCGGAGCAGUCGCCAGCUUUCACCAGCAGCCCCCGAGGCCGCCCCAGGCAAGGGAGGGCUGAGCCUCUCGAGCCUCCUGGCCACACUGGUGGGUCCCUCCAGGUAGAAAAGGUGUAUUAAAAAAACAGCAAUUAAAACCCGCCUCUGUUGUGGUUCCCAUAGGGGCCAACGCGACGAAUGUACCUCAAAAAAAUUUCACCCAGAGAGGUGGCUGUUGAACCAGCGCUGCUGGCCUAAAACUAG
This is a messenger RNA of Athene cunicularia (burrowing owl), 5836 nucleotides long. It is a transcript of the gene MICAL1, whose product is annotated as microtubule associated monooxygenase, calponin and LIM domain containing 1. Gene Ontology annotation, molecular function: FAD binding; protein binding. NCBI's taxonomy places the organism in Eukaryota, Metazoa, Chordata, Aves, Strigiformes, Strigidae. The transcript is spliced from 23 exons. The record is from RefSeq and is a predicted model, not a curated record.